AUUUUGUAGAUCCAUUUGUGAUAGACAUAAGUGAAUCCUCGUAUAAUUUUCUCCAAAUUAUUGUACAAAUUUACGAACCAAAAGCCUUUCGUCCAAUCCGCUGCGGCAGAGAUUCAUUUAUAUGCAUCUGUCAGGAAUUUGAACCAAUAAAGUAUCAGUAGGCGUGGCCAACUCCUCCGCCCGGUUUGAAAGCUUCGUCGGCUUUUAGUCUGUUCACAGUAGAAUGGCGGCCGCAGCCUGCGGUUAUAGUGAUUGUCCAAGUACUAAUUCAGCGAAACCACACAAAGAACACCUGCGAAAAAGCCGGGACUCCCGUCGGAGACAAGCGGCCCUGUUAUUUCUCAACAACAUAUCUUUGGACGGACGACCGGUUUUCAAUCUAAGCAGCGGAAUCGUUAGCCCCAGGGAAGCCGAGAACCGGUGUGUAGAUGUCGGAGCGACAGCGGCGACGGGUCCCCCUCUGUCCACAACCAGCAGCUACGGAACCUUCACCCAAGUGUCAUCCUCCAUCAGCGGAGGAGCUGCUACCCCUUUCCCGUGGACUAACACCUGCCCUGCUCCUCUUCAAUUUAAUAUAGGGAAUAGCGACGUUUUCACGGAGGAUGGAAGAGCAGAUCCUUUGUCAGUACAGGGACCCCCGCUUUCACCGACCUCUGGACCGUUGAAUCCCCUUUUAGGAUCCAGCAAAUCGCCCAGCCAGUUCCUGGGCUCUAACCCCUUGCCUGAUCCCCGACAAAGGACUCGUAACCUGUCUGGGUCCCCGGGGCCAAAGGUUUCCAAGAAGGUGCACUUCAUCAAGAACAUGAGACAGUAUGAUACGCGAGGUAGCAGGGUUGUGCUGAUCUGUGCCAAGAGAUCCCUGUGUGCUGCUUUCUCUGUAUUGCCCUAUGGAGAGAGCUAUCACAUCAGUGACUCAAAACUAGAAGCCCAGAGACAGAGGCACUCUUCUGGUGGGGGAGGAGAUAUGGUCCCUGGGCUGGAGGGAGUGGAGGUGGACUUUGGAAAGACAGUAUCAUACGCCCGCUUCCUUCUCCCAACUAAUGCCUUGGUCAGGCAAAAGAGCAGUGGCCCAUCUGAUCCCAGUACAGCCCAGACCCCCAUGUCUCGAAACCGCAUCAACACCCAGAAGAGCUUCACCCCCUCACGUAUCAACAGCACCAUUGGGCAAGACGCUGGUGUGGAUGAGCUUUCAGACUAUGACCCCAACUUACUGAGUGACCCCCAGUGGCCUUGUGGGAAGCAUAAACGGGUCUUGAUAUUUGCGUCCUAUGUGACAACAGUUAUUGAAUAUGUGAAACCAUCUGACUUGAAGAAGGACAUGAACGAGACAUUCAAGGAGAAGUUUCCACACAUAAAACUGACCCUUAGCAAGAUUAGAAGUUUGAAAAGGGAGAUGCGAUCGGUGAGUGAAGAGUGUGGCCUACAGCCAGUUACCAUAGCAAUGGCCUAUGUUUACUUUGAGAAGCUGGUUCUGCAGGGACGACUGAACAAGCACAACAGAAAGCUGGUGUCUGCUGCCUGCGUUUUACUGGCUGCCAAGAUUAGCAGUGAUCUCAAGAAACAAGAAGUCAAGCAACUGAUUGAUAGGUUGGAGGAGCGCUUCCGAAUAAAUAGCAAAGAGUUGAUUUCCCUAGAGUUUGCUGUUCUGGUUGCCAUGGAGAUGGCACUGUACCUCCCCGACAGCAAGGUCAUGCCUCACUAUCGCAGACUGGUACAGCAGGUCUAAACUUGAGUGGACCCUCAUGAGGUGCCCUUAGAGCACAGAGAUGUGAUUCUGAGCUGAGGUGAUUCUGGAAGUUUUUUUGUAUUAUUUAUCAAUUCAACAAAUCCCAGAUUAUUAGUUUUCUCACUGCUAUGUCUAGUGGUCUCAGAACACUUGUUUACUUCUUCAUGAAACUGACUGUAUAAAUCAUACAGGUGUUUAGAGAGAGGCUUACUUCAAGCACUGAGUUUGGGUGAACUGAUAGUUCAAGAUUGUGUCAUUAUUUAAUAACCCUCAUGUUGUCCCAAAUCUGGCUUCUAAUGUGGAACAUUGAAAGGAGAUUUUAGGGAGAAUGUUAGCCUCAGUCAUUAUUCACUUUCAUUGUAUAGGAAAAAAAAAAAUGCAAUGAAAGGGAAUGGUGAUUGAGGAUGUUAUUCUGCCUAAUAUCUACUUUUGUGUUCCAUAGAAGAAAGUCAUAUGGUUUAUGAACAACAUAAUGGUGAGUAAAUGAUGACAGAAUUUUUUAACCUUUUAAGUUUUUAUACCAUGUAAUUUUUUUUAAUACAGCAAACAUUUGUCAAACGUUAAUUUUUCAAAUAUUUUUUAAGCGUUGUAUUGAUGCAUUAUUUAUGUAAUAUGUUAUUUAUGGAUGACAUUAGUUUUAUUACAUAUUAUAACUUAUGGAAACGGAAUGUUAUAUUUUUUAUGACUCUUGAAUGGUUAUUUUUUAUGGCUUGAGUGGCGAUUUGGGGUAUGUGUGGCAUUCCGAUGUGUAUCCAUCCAGGCACUCUAUGUUAGAGAUGACAUUUAACAGGCACAUUAAUCGUGCUCCUGUGGUUGUGCUUAUUGUUUUUCUCCCAGUUGUUUAACAUUUGCCAACUAUAGACUGUGAUUUCACAGUGGAAUGAGUGGAUUAAGGUGGAAUGUUAAGGAGGUUUUUUAGGUACUGUUGAAAUUGUGAGUGCCAUUUUCAGCUGUUUGUCAAAUGUUUAGAGAAACUGAACUGUUUACCAGUUGUCUUCAUUAUAGAUGCAAGUGUUUUCAAUGUCUUGAAUCUCGAAAGUUUAUAAUUUUAAGACUUUAUUUAUGCACAACUGUGCCAAUUACAGUAAUGAAAUGUGUUUAAUUUGUACGGCCCUAUUGUGUACUAUAUAUCUUUAUGUGCAAAGUGGAUUAAGCACGUGUUGCAAACUGUAGAUUUGACAAAUUACUCCACAUGUAUAUUCUGCUGUUUGUUCACAGAGGAUCACCUCCAUGACAAUGAACAGUUAGUCUGUUUUUGUGUUGUGCAGUGUUGAAUAUGAGCUAACAUGUAUGAAUCUUUCUAGUUGGUGUUCAUACAAUGUUGUCUUAUCUUUUUCUCUAAAAUCCUGCAAUCCUUAGGAGUGUUCUGUGUUUACUCUGAACCUGGACAGUAUCAUAUUAUGGAGCAUUACUAAUUAAUCAAUCACUAUGCAACAUUUAUUUUUUACAUCUGAUUUCAGCAGCAUAAUUUGAUUUAUGACUAUCAGCCAUUUCACUCCUGGAGAAGCUGUUGACUAAUUUGCCUGUUUAUUUUUUGGUAGCUGAAGCACACAACUACCAUCUAGUGGUGGUCUUUUAAAUGUGAUGGAUCUGAUUCUGUGUGUUGCAUUUGCUCCUUUGCUCAUAUUUUAGAUUGCAAAUUAUCAGCUGUGAGAGGAUAAUUGAAUCAGAGAGAAUUAUGGGUAAUCACACUUCAUUUUUCCUUGGUAUAAAUCUUCACAAAUGAAGUGCCUUUUCUAUUACAUUUGUAAUGCUGCUAUACCAUUUUCCACAUCACCACUUUAAUCACUUUGAACAUUUUACUUAACAGCUUAAUAUGAAUUUUGGUGUAGAUGAGGAUGGAAAACUUUGAUGUAUUGAAAUACAUUUACCCCUGUGAUACUUCCAUGGAAGCCUUUGAAGAUCUAGAACGGUAGAAGCACUGUGAGAGAAUCCUGUGAAAUUCUGCAUGAUUACUUUUUUUUGUGGGUGUGUUUGCGUCUCUAAAUCUCUUCCAAAUAACUUUGUUUUUUUUUUUUAAGUAUGUCCUGUUGUAACAAUAUGUCAGAGACUUGUGUGUUAGUUUGCACAGAGUCCUAUCUUUUGUGCUGUGUAGAUGCUGUGAUUUUGUCAUAUAUUCUUCGGACUUUAUAUUUAUAAAAAUGUUUAUAAUUGUUCUUUGUGUCAUGAAAGAUUGUCACACUUUAUACACCAAAAAGUGAUUUAC
Molecule: messenger RNA, 3932 nt
Organism: Myxocyprinus asiaticus (Chinese sucker)
Lineage: Eukaryota; Metazoa; Chordata; Actinopteri; Cypriniformes; Catostomidae
Product: CDK5 and ABL1 enzyme substrate 2-like
Exons: 9
Coding region: 224-1726 (500 amino acids)
Biological process (GO): regulation of cell cycle
Source: RefSeq, a predicted model, not a curated record